Messenger RNA from Jatropha curcas, 1277 nucleotides. RefSeq names its product Rrp15p protein. The record is from RefSeq and is a predicted model, not a curated record. Gene Ontology annotation, biological process: maturation of LSU-rRNA; maturation of 5.8S rRNA. NCBI's taxonomy places the organism in Eukaryota, Viridiplantae, Streptophyta, Magnoliopsida, Malpighiales, Euphorbiaceae. Gene Ontology annotation, cellular component: preribosome, large subunit precursor.
AAAUUUUCCAAAUAGGGGUUUGCAAUUUGCAGUAAAACCCUACUUACAGCUUCCAUCUGGGAGGGAGAAUAUAAAAAAAAUUCGUCUUCUCUCCUGAGUGCGCACCAUUUAUAGAUAGUUGUUGAAACACUCAAGGAAACAAUGGCCGAAGAGAACCAUGUGGCAGAAUCGUUAAAUCGACCCUUUAGAAAGAGAAGAUUAGGGCACAAGAAAGGCAACAAGGCAAAGAAGAAGCAAAAACAACAGUUUCAGGGUUUUAAAGAGAGAAUCAAAAUAGACCCUAAAAUGAAGAAAUUUCUUCGAAGGAAGGCACGUGAUUACAAUUCUGAUUCUGAUGAAGAUGAAGCUGAAGAUGAAGAAGAGGAAGAGGAAGAGGAGAAUAACCAUGGUAUUGAAGGUGAAAAGGCAGGUCCUUUGACAGAUGAUGAAGAUGAGAAUUUGGGUGUUGAUGAAGCGUCUGAAAAUGAAGAAGAUGAAGAAGAAGAUGGUGGAAUUCAGCCUGGAAUUACAAAAUUCAGUGAGGGUUGUAGAGCAUUUAGGAUUGCUUUUAGGAGUAUUAUGAAGAAAAGUGUAUCUGAUGAUUCACUGGGACCUGUUUUAUCAGGGCACAAGAAGCUUGUAGCAGAAAAGCUUGCUGAGGAGGAAGCAGAAAGGAAGGUCAAGGGAGAGGCCAGGAAGGAGAAACUGCUGGUGGGGGAGAAGGGGCAUGUAAAGCCUGUUAAUUAUUUAGACUCGCACGAAAAGUUUCUUAUAGGUGUUGCUACAAAAGGAGUGGUCAAGUUAUUUAAUGCUGUUAAUAAGGCACAACAUGCACAAAAGGGAUUGGAUCCUUCAAGAACAAAAGAUGCAAAAGUGCUAAAGAAGCGAAGGAAAGCGGCCUUCUUUUCUGAGUUAGGCAAGACACCAGUGUCCGAAACUACUGUUAAGGUUGAUGGUGAAGGGCCAUCAUGGGCUCCAUUGCGCGACAACUACAUGUUAACAAAUUCCAAGUUGAAGGACUGGGAUAAGUUGCAGGACGCUGUUGUAGCGGAUGAUAUUGGAAAGAUGUCUGAAGAUAGUGGUUCUGAUGUUGAUUGAUAUUAUUGAACACUGGAAUCAUGAUACUAUUGUUGGGAAAACUCACUUCGACUCAGGAGAAUCAAUAUGAUGAUAUAACUAGUGCACAGGAAAGGCCUUUCUUUUUUCCGUUUCUUUCCUAUGUUGUGAGUGGAUGGAUUAUCUGAAUGCUUUAAGCUAAAUGGUAUUUUUAUUUUAUUUUAUUUUUUCAUUUGUUUUCA